AGCGAAGUGAAAGCUGUCCAUUCAUUCAAACAAAAACCUUGACUAGCGCUGCCGAUGCCUGGGGGCUCUGUAGUGAUUCAGCAGCAUCACGGAGCAGUGGACGGAAGUCAAGGGAAGAAACAAUAGCAUAGGCUACCAAAGGGAAAUUCAGAGGAGAAGAGAAGGAAAGCGGAUAUCUCCUUGCCAAACAACCAAAACACGCGAGAGAUCACUUUUUAAAAACCUCUCCUUGAUCUGAUGAAAAAACUCUGGUUCUACUCAAAAUCCGCCUGAACUUCAAUAACUUCAGCAGAUUUUUGCGGAUCAGUGGAAGGCGCAGUAGUGUUGUGCUUCACGUGCGGCUUUGCACUGCACGGGGCUGGGGUGAGUGCUUGAGCGUGUAAGUGAUAGCUGGGAGAAGAUCAGCCGGAGUGGCCGACCAUUUAGAAGGAUGCUGGAAGGCAAUGCCUGCAGAAAGAGAGGAUGAGAUUUGUCAGAAGGCGCUGGAACUCCUGUCUGACCUGUGCUCCAAAGGGGAAGUGCAGGAUGACAACUGCCUGGAUUUCAUUUAUUACUUCAGAGACCUGGCCAGACCGCGUUACACGGACUCAGGUUAGGUUUCAGCCUCUUAUAACGGAAAGUUUAAAGUAGAGUAGUUGCAUCAUAGGCAUACCUACGAACAUUUACGAACCUGUACCUUUGUUUUCUUCUGAAUUACACAUUUAACAGUGAGAAGGAAUCACAUUGUACUGUCAGUUUUAAGAUAAAGUAAAACAAAAUUACAUUAAUAUUAAAUUCCAGCAUAUAAAUAUUGUUUUUAACAUCCAAAACUAAAAUUAAAGAUAUUUAUGGAAGGUUCAUAGAAUAACGUGAAAAUCCACUGAAAAAGCACCAGCACUAAAUACCUUCCACUCAUUAUUAUGUAGAUACAGAAAAAGGGUUUUCACCCUUCUGUUUAUUGAUAAUAAAAGAAGCUUUCCUUUCUGUAAAAGUGAUAUACAUAAACACAACGGUGUGUUCUCUGUGUAGAUAGGAGAAAAGUGAUUUAUAAACUUGUUGCUUUUACCCAAUAGAUUACAUAUUUGUAUUUUUUUUUUCACUGCUACAUAUCCAUAUUCCUUCUGGAUAUGUUGACUGAUUUUUUUUUUUUUUUCUUUUUUUGUACUAAGGUUGGCGGCAGAGAGAGAAAAUGCCCCACCCGUUUUCCCCCAUAGAUCACAGCACUUUGUAAACAUGGACCCAGCACAGCAAAGAGGAUCAGUGAUCCACUCCCUGUCUAGAGUUGUUGAGUGCAAUUUUAUCAAUACUGGCUUUUGAAACACAUCUGAGUCUGAAAACAUUUGAUCACAGUUUAGACUCUAAAGUGGCAGCCCUCUGUAAGUUGAAAAAUUUUAAACAUUUUUGACAGCAUCAGAGAUAUUUUGCCGCUAGAAUUCAAAGAGAAAAGGAACAAUUCUUCUCGGGCAGGAGAUGAUGGGGUAUAAUCCACAAUCACUCCCCUACUGUCAUAAAAUGUUUAAUACAGUGAAUUCAUGUGCAUGUCUAUUUGAGUUGUAGGGCUACAUGGAUACAUAUCAGACCGUGGAAGCAAGAGGAUAAUAUUUCCAUUGCUAUUAUAUAGCGAGCAUCAUAUCCUUUCUGUGUGUAUGUGUGAGUUUGUGUCUGUGAGUGUGUAAAUGUACACGUAUGUUGGUUUUUGUUCAUAGAAGCUGAGGCUUGGCUGCUGCCUUUAAACAUGUAACAAUCCAUUAUUAAACAUGUAUGAUGAAGAGGAAGUUCAAGCUACCAGAGUGGUUCCCCUGAGGAGCUAUGACCCACUUCCUCAGACUGCUCUAAAUGCACACACACACGCGCGCGCACGCACACACACACAUGCAGGAAUGCACACGCUCAAUCUGAUCCACAACAACUAUCUAUCUCUCUAAGUCAGGAAGGCAGAGACUUGAGCCAGGCUAUUAUCUAUCAAGGUUUGAGGGUUCAACUUUAGCUAAAGUUCAAAAAGGUCCAGCCAAGACCUCUUUACAGAUGAUUUUUCAUGAGAGCAGAAGGAAUUGAAAAAAUGAUGAUGCAGGAUGGCACAAGAUUCUUACAUGUUUAUUUUGGUCCAUGUGUGCAGGACAGCUCUUGAUCAUUUGCAGUUUCAGCUGGCACAGAUUCAUUUUGCAUCAAGAGUGCAGUUGAGCCCUUUUUAUGUCCUACAAACUCUGAGAGGCGUGAAAGUUACUGACAAACAGCAUUUGUUUCCUUUUAAUCUAAAUACACAGAUGCAAGGCCAAGGGGCUUGCUCCAGUUGAGAAAUGAAUGACUGAAUAAAUGUAUGAAAUUUGGCAUACUGUUGCUGUGUUUAAUCUUUGAAGUCUGUUUAAAAAACGGAUCACAUGCUCUGUGAUUAAGAGGCUACUUUAAUGUUUCUAGUGUGGUUUGAUCUCAACCACCGGAAGAUGCCCCUAAUGUGGAUGGUGGUGCUAGCAUCUUUGUUACCAUCAUUAAAAUGAGGUCAAACAAAGCUGAGAGUAACAAGGUUAGUGUCUACAUAGCUUUGUCAUGAUUCUGUGUAUGGAAUAAAGAGUGGUACCUCAGCUUCAGAAAUAUGAGUAGCAUAGAAGAAUGUCAUAAACCACUUUCAUGAACUCUUGCUGCAGCUGCUGCCAUGUCAGAGGGGAAUCAGGUUUCCUCAAAGACUCUAAAAAGUAUACUUUGUAGGUAGUCAUAUCAGCCAAUCAGGUGGAUGUACAAGAAAUCAAGCCUUGCCAUCUGAUUUUUAUUUCGAUCUUUUUAUUAUGUUAUCAUUCUUUUAGUGUGUGUAGGAAAAUGUUUGCCAGACAAAUGUGAGAUGUAUAGCAGAGACCCAGAAGUUGACCUUUGGUCACCGAGUUGAGAACUUUAAAAAAUGGGUUGUGCACUUUAACAGCUCAGGUGAACAUGGGACUGUGAAUGUUUUUUUCAGACUGACAAUAAAGGUUUGUUACAUGUGUCAAAUAAUCUGUUGAUAAGGAGAUAAUACUGUUUCAGAAAAUGUAUGAUUAUUACUUUAUGGAAAUGCGAAGGCAGAAGAACUACCAUGUCUGCAGUGCAGAAUGAUCAUUAUGAUUAUUCCUUCAGAGAAUUGAUCCGCUGCACUCUGUGAUCGACUCAUCAGGGUUCCCGUGCGUGGGAGAGGUAGAUCGCUGUGUAUUGCUAUCGUGCGGUCGUUGCUGAAGUUGGGAUAACUAGAGAAGCAAGCAGUUGGCAACGUUCAUCUCUACAGUGUGUUUGACCAUAACUCAAAUUUACACCAGAAUAUCCCCUUAACCUGGCACUUUGGAACAGUGGUAAGGAAGGAGAACAAAACCUAGCCAGUUUACAAGCCAAGUAGAAGAGAAAGACAGGAGAAGGAUCAAAACCUUGAACAAGCAGUGUAAAAAUGUAUAACAUCAGUGCAGUUUAGUGUUGUCGGUGCUCAGUAGACCACCCUUGAUGUCAGCUCAGAAAGUCAGAAUGACUUUGUCACGGCACAAUGCCCAGGAGCGUAAAUAACCCCUUUAAAGUGGCAGUGUGUAAACUCCUCAUGUAACUGAUGUUGAUACCAACAUGAAAUCUAUCUAUUGUUUAACGUUUAACUAUAGUCAGUUUUUGUAAAAUUUCAUUAAAUAAAAGCAAUUAUGAAGCAUACAGAGAAUUAAUAGCAGACUUAAAGGUCACAACUGGGACACGGACAUGCAGCAGGACAACCUUAACAACCUUGCCAACAGUAUGUUGUGAGCAUUUCUCUGAAAUUUACCCUAAAGCCUUAGAAAAAAAUGGCAACACCUCUCAUAAUGUUGAGGGCCAAAGCCAAAACAACACAACUUUUCAGUCCACCUCACCUUCUUGUCAUCAGAUUUGUAGCCAAGAGCACCUGCAGACGUUUUGUGGCCAUAAACUGUGUCUCGAAAUACAGUCAGUGAAGCAAGAGCUCUCUCAGCUUCAUGAGAGGGCCGUGCUCACACAUACUGUCAAAGAAUAGUGAUAUGAGUAGUUAUCAGGUAAGGUAAUAAGGAAAGAAUGUACAACAUAAACACAGUCCAUUUCUCUUUCUUAUUGAACAAUUUAACCUUAGACCAAGUUUUUUACCUCCCAAGUCAAAGCUUUGUACAGCUGUGAAUAGGGUCCAGCUGUGUGUUCAGUUUACUUAUCUAGUACUUGUAAACAAAAAUAGUUCAUACUAACUAAAAGCGCCGAAUUGUUUCAGUAAAGUAAACACCAAUGUCGUUUCCUGAAAAUAUCAAGUGCAAUCAACUUCACACUGAGUGUGGUCAAAUUGCAAUUGAUUACGAUAAUUAAAGUCUCCUAAUUUUUUAGAGCUUUAAGUGUUUUAUGUUAACUCAACUCUUGUGAAGAAACAUGAGUGUUCUUGAAACUGUGAAGUCGAGGAGACUAAUAUGGGUCCUCUCAUGUGAACAAAUGAGAAAGUUCAAAAGCUUAAAGCCCCUUAUUCUUGAGUAGAGAUUGAUUAAAUACUCAGGGAAAUAGGUGAGAGUUUAUUGCUCCCCUAGUUGCAAUUUUGAGGCACUGUUGCCAGGCAACAACACAUUUGGUAUUUGGUAUUUGGUUAAACUACUUCUUGAGCAGGUAAUAUUCUUGAAUUAGCUCAAUUAUGUUAGUAGCUCUAGUCUCCCCUGCUCUGCUCUAAUUCUAAGAUGCCAUCACUGCAUACAUUUACCCACAUGUGUCAAAGCUCAGCUAUCUCCCCUUUUUCUCUUCACGCUGUUAAAGAUCCUAUGCCUCAGGUAAAAUGUACUCUCUUGCCCUUCUACCUUAUUACUACUGUUUGUUUGGCUCACUGCAGACUUAGUUUAGCAGUUUAUAUUUACAGAUUCAUCUUUCAAGCCUUUCCACCUUUGGUAUCAAUGUUUUAAUCCAUUUGCGAGUCUAAAUCUGUCUUGUAACCUUUUGUACAUGGACAGGACCGGGUGUCAUGUAUCCAUCGAGGCCCUAAAUGAUGAGAGGCACAUCCUGCCCUGCUGUGUAUCCUCAUCCAUCACUUCUUUUGAGGCUCCAAUUGUUUUAAUUACUAUCUGUGAACAAACCAGCAUUCAUCAAUGCUGAAGUAGCUACACCUGCUCCUGACCCUGCUUGAGCAUAACAAACUGAAAACAGGGCGUCUUGUACAUUUUAAGUUGGCAAGUGAUAAAUACUUUGAGUUCAUUAAGGUGUUACAUUUUGAGUAGAUACUAUUGAUGUAAAACAUUUUGUACAGUUAAUUUUUCAAGUCCAUGUAAUUAAGUUUUUAAAAUUAUCAUUCAAUCAAAUCAUUUAAGUAUGAAGAAGACAUAAAUAUUAAGUUAAGGGAAUUUAAAAAAAGAAAAAGAUUGAACUUAGAAUAAAGAUUAAGUCAACUGAACACAUGUUUCUAAAGUAUAGUGUAACUCAAAAAAUGUAUCAGCAUAACUUAAAAGUUCUUAUGUAAUCGGUUACGACGAAAAUUUUUGAGUUUCUCAACUUGUUCAGGUUUACAGAGUUUAUGUCAGUGAAGAAAACACAGAAAUAUUGCCUUUUUGCAUUUUUUUUUUUUUUUGGCCAUUCUUGACUUUAUUAGAUAGGACAGAGUGAAAUGUGGCAGAUAGGGAGAGAGAGGGGGAUGACAUGCAGCACAUGAUCCAGGCCAGACUUGAACCUGCGACCUGUGUGGGGACAGUGGGGUACGCUAUUCCACUUGGCUAACUGCACACCCCUAAAGUAAACCUUUUCAUGAUCAGAAUUUACUACUUUAAUUCAUAUUGUGAUCUGUUAUGAUCACAGUAGGCAGAUACCUUUGAAAUACUUCAUUUAAAUAUGAUUUUAAAAAAUCAAUUCAAAACAUUUAGCAAAAUUAUUUUGCAGUAAGCAGAUUUAAGUAUCAAUUAAGGUUAAAAAUGUUAAAUUGGUUGUUUCUUUUGAGUUCAGUGAUAAUCGUAGUAUUGAUUACUCAGUGCUGGGACUGUGGCCUGAUGUGGCACUCAACAGUGACACUGCACAAUGGCGCAGGUGACACUUGCUCGGCACAGUGAGAGACGGCUGGUUUAUCAGUAAGAUCUCCUUGAAGAACACCUCCUUGACAAGACAAGUCUGGGAGAGGUUGGUGUGUUUUGUCGUUUAUAGUGACAUUUAUCAGUGGCUGGCCACAUGUGACUUGAGUGUGUUUCUGGAUAAAGAGGGCAUGCUAUUGGCUGGCCUGCCUGUUCCCCAGACCUGAAUCCAUUGAAGCACCUCUGAGACAUCAUGGGUAAAUCUAAAAAAUCCAAAAUUGAUCUCCCAAGUCCUUUUGUUAGAAAAGGAGGAGUUAGAAAAGACAACCACAGUGUUUGAGAAUCUGACUGCUCGUACACUUGGUGGAUGCUACCAAUGUCACGUGAAUCUGCUGUAGAAAACUACAGCUUUCUGCAGAUGGACUACAAAAGCACUGUGCACUCCAACUGUGUUGAUUCACACAGGCACAUUUAGAGACAAUUUAAUGAUAAAUGUGGCACCAACAGGUUUGCACAGGUAAUGUGGCAGAAUCUCUGCUGAGAUUCAGACAGCUGUCAGCAGCUGAGACAGUCAAAAGAUCUGAGAAAACAUCAGUAAAUUUUUAUGUCUCGGGAUCAAUUACUUAAUUUGCUGUAUUAAUAUAAUGAAACUAGUUCUUGUUCUGUUGAAUAAAUUACAUUUUACCCCACAACCUCUAAAUACUGUAGACAGUUUUCUUAUUUUAACUCCUAUCUUCUCAUGUGUAUACUUAAAUCACCACUGGUGCUGUCUAUCAGCUCAUAAAUAAUGUGUGAAGCACACUAAGCUGCAAAUAAAAAUAGUACACUACUACAUACAUUUAACUAAUUAAUUAGAUAACGAAAGGCCAUGGAUGGGGUUGUGUCAUUAACAUCAUUAAAACAGCAGAUAUCACACUUUAUCUUAACAGUGGUUCAACUUGACUGCUCUAAUUUCAUGAAUAGAUAAAUGGGUUGGUUGGCAGCUGUGAUUUAACAACAACAGGACAGAAGUGACCAUAGGUUAAGUAAAAUGUCAAGUUGAUAAUGGCUCAGUUUUCUCUUCUUUUAUAUUCAUCCACCUGAAUUAUAAGUUUGAUUAAUUUUACAAAGUUCUUUAAAUCAGUGAUGAGGUUUCAGAUCAGCUACUGUCAUGCUGAUUAUUUUUUGACAUGCAGGCUAAAGAGGUAUGACUUAAGAUUCAGUAAAAACCAAGAAUUAUGAAUCAUUUAUCUUCUCUCCUUUCGUAAAAGAUGGUCUAGUGUAAGCAAUGAAGCUCCUUGUAUCAUUUGAAGAAUUUGAUCAGUUCUUACUAUGGCUGGCACUGACAGAUUUCUGUGUCCUUUCACUCAGUUAAAAAACAUCCUAACUAAAAAGGACUAGGUCCCCAUGUGUCCUUGCAUUCACCACCACCACAUGGCACAUAGGACUACAGGCGCAAAUAAGCAAUUGUUGCUAUAACCUGGCUCAAAGCAUCUCUUCUUGUCUUACAAGAUUAAUGCUUUUUUGUGCAUUGUCCCUGUUUUAAAUAUAUCAAUUCAAUUCACCAUGGACUGUUCAGGAGCUGGUCCAAGUCUGGGAGGAGUUACCCCAAACCACUAACCCAAAUGUUGUAGGAGUGCACACAGGUGCAGAGAGGCCAUACACAAUCCUGAGCCACGUCAUGGGUUGUCUUGAGGAAAUCAACAGAAGUUGGAUCAACCUGAGAUUCAAUUUCCCCACUUUGAUUUUGGGUUUGAUUCAGCCCUCAAUGGGCUCAUGAUUUUUUAGUGAGCAUUUCAUUGAUCAAGGUCUGGGAUGUUGUGAUGUAAGUGCUCCCUUUAUUUAUUUAUUUUUUAGCCGUCUGCAUGCACACACAGCAUGCUAAAUCUAGCAUUUUUUCAUCAAGGUAACAAGAUAUUAUUAUGACUGCAAACAUUAAGAAGAGGUCAGAGCUAAAUUUAAAGCAAAAUUGCAUCUAUUGUAGAUCAAGUAAAGCCUGAUUAUAACUCAUUACCUUCUUAAAUCUAUCCUCCCUACUAACACAGACCAGCCUGCCCACUUCUUACUGUCUCCUGCGCUGUCCUCUUUCCAAUAUUCUUCUCGACUUUUCUACAAGUCACCUAAAACAUGCUGUUUUAUUUCAUUAUUAUGUCAUCAUCCAGCCGUAAGCUGGUGGAUGGGUAAACAUGCAGGCUUGCGGUCAGUCUGAAGAGAGUUGAUAUUGAAAAAGAUGGAAUGAAAUAACAACAAUUCAACUCAAAUAGGCACCAAACAAUCAAAUUACAAAGACAAAUCACUGAAAUCACCAAAGAGGGCUUGAAGCAUUAUGCUGCUGCUGUACCAAUCUUGGGAUAACAGAGCCAGAGUCAGAAACUGGCAGGUGUGCAGCAGACUGGAGUAGAGUUAAAUGUAGUUGUUAUGAAAGAAAAGGGAGGUAGUGACCACUUUAAUGGCAGACACUAAAUUGUUUAUGAAAGUGGUUAAAAGCAAAGUCAAGUGAAUCCAGUUUAACAUGCAAUGUGAUCUCUUUAGGUUGUAGUCAACAUCUGCAUGCAAGGAGCUUUAUUCUGAAGUCAUUAAGUUUUCAGAUCUUAGUUCCUACAAGAGCCCUUUUUUUUAGAUUAAUCCUAACUCUUUCCCUCAUCCUGCUGAAGAGCUUGCAAAAUGUAAGUCAUUAGAAAUUAUUGUCAAUGAUUGUCCACUUGCCCAAACAGACCAAAAGAAUAAAAGUAAAUACCCAGCUUUAAUAUAAGUCUGUUACAUUUUUACAAAGGUGCAGUGCGUAGUAUGAAGUGGCAUUAAACAGAACAGACUCAGUAGAAAUGGUCAUAUUUCUAAGUCCAGAUGAAUUUAUGUAGAAUCACCAAAAUAUGCUGAUUUUUUUUUGCAAUUUUAUUUUAUUUUUUUGCAGUUACAAAAAUAAAACUUUAAAAGCCUGUUUAAGAGGAGAGGGAACUUGACAGUUUGAUCUCUUUGGGCAGUAUGUACAAGAGAGAAGGGACCCUGACCAAAAAAGCACAGUCCCCCUUGAUCCUCAGCCUGGACUCUUGAACAGUCAGUAGACCCUUAGCUGAGGACCUCAGGGUACGAGUGCGUUUAUAAGUCUGCUUAGAUUAAAAGAAUCAACAAUAUUAAAAAAACUCCCAAAACAAAUGGUUGUAUUAAAAUCACAGUCAAAAUCUUGUAAUCAUUACAAUAAAGAGUCGAUCUCAGAAUUGAUCCAGAAAUCCAGUAACAGAUUUAGGAGGUCUAUAAAUCUAAAUACAUAAAUAAGUGGCAAAUGAUUGUACAGUUGAAUGGCUGAGUGGGUUAGCACGCCCCACAUAUGGGCAUCACAGUCCCCGCAGUGGUCACGGGUUCAAGUCCAGCCCCGACCAUGUGCUGCAAGUCCUCCCCUAUGUCUUUCUAGCUCCCCAUAUUUCCAGUCUGUCCCAUCGAUAAAGGCAAAAUAUCGCCUCGCCGCGGCGCCAGUGUGAAGUGUGGUGCUAGGCAGUGUAGUGGGGGUCUUGUCAAUGGAGGAACCUGCAAUGGGGACCAGAUAAGCGACUGGGAUUCAGAUGCCAAGGGAGGGAAGUCUUUAAGGUCAAAGAAACUGUACUUAUUCCCCAACUGGGUAUAGUAUUUAGGAGGGUAAUAACAAAAGAGUAGCCCUUCCCCACACGCACACACAUACACAUACAUGAGAACCUAUCAGAGAGCAGGAUUCUUGAAGGUCUGGAUGGCGGGGAGACUGUUGCCUUUACUUCACCAACUCAGUAAGACAUUUUUGUACUUGGCCACAUGAAAUGCACCAACUAGAGGACAAAGAAGAAGAAGGAAGAGAUUGUUGUGCACAAAACAUUUUACUGGUAGACAUAUUUAAUCAGAAAAAAAAGACUAUGGAAACAGACAUGGCACACUGGUAGUAUGACAACCUCCAACCACUAUCUCAUGGUUGGAGGUUCAAUCCCAGGCUCUGCUGUCCACAUGCGAAGCGUCCUUGGUUGAGAUACUUGAUCCCAAACUACCCUUAGUGGCUUUUCCAGAAGUGUGUGACAAGGAUUUGUAAAUACUAAUGGGUGUUUUACAUAACAGCCUCUGCAAUCAGUGCAUGAAAGUGGUGUGGAUGUGACAAGUGACAUAAAAGUGUUCAGAGUGGUUAGAAGGCUGGAAAAUGUGCUUUAUUAAUACAGUCCAUUACCAUUGUAGUCCAUUACCGUUUACAUCAUGCCUCACCGGAAUUUGUUGCCCUUGAAACUGCAACUUCACAAAGAGGAGGAAUGAGCAGGGGACUGUUUCAAUCUGGAAUCUGAUAGCUAAAUAUGGCAAAAUAUCCUCAUUGCCACAUAUUUUACUUGAGUGAGUAUGAGCCUGGUUACUGAAUGUAGAACCUUAAUUGGCACCCAAUCACUUUUGCUGUAUUCAGUCCUUUUAAAUUUUUAUAGCCAUCUGUAAAGAAUGUCAUUCACAACAACCCUCUACAUUGCUCUCUCAGGCCCAAGAUAGUUACAACUCACACAAUCAUAGGAACUGAUUUCCCUCCCUCUGUAAGAGCUACUGCCUCUGAGAAUUGCUUAUGAGUCCCAAACACCACUUCCGCAUCCUUCCUAGCAGCCCAGUUUUAUGGAGCAUAGCUGUGAGGGCCUGUACUUGUUAGAAAGUGCUGUUCUGACAAGAGCUGUUUGCUGCUUAAGUAGACUUAUUAGAAUCUAAAAUAGCCUCAAACAUGUCUUUGAGCUGUGAGCUGCUGUGAAACAGAGUUGAGAAGUGUGGUGUUUUGGCUAUGAUGCAGGAGGUGGCUGUAACAUUCGACAUGUCGAUGUUCACAACCAGCUGCAGGGAGUUAGCAAGGCAGGAAAGAAGUUCAGCUGCCUGGCAGCUCUGUGUCCUCCACUAAAUGAAUGUCCUCAAAAAUGUGCUAACCAUCAAGAUAUUCCUCCACACUCUUACACUCAUCAGACUGCCAUUGUGGCAGAACCAUGCAUUUUUUUUAUUGGCAGUAUAGUCUGUGAUGAUAUGACGUAACUUCUGGCGGUGCCUUGACUUUCUUUACCAUCAUGGGUGUGAAUUUCUCAGACACUGUUAUUCUAAAUUAGGAUUGGGAGAAAAAAUCCAUACAGCAUAGUAUGGCGAUAUUUUGUCUGGUUAUAUAUUUAAUAUCAAUACUUGGUCUCAUUUACCAAGUAUUUACCAAGUAGUAUUAAUUGCUAAUAUGAACUCAAUAAAGGAAAAAUAAAAUCAACUGUUUGUCCAGUGAGAUUGGCAGAGGUGGCACCAUGGAGCAGGAGAAAGAUAGUACAACAAAUAAAUAUAGGUUUGCAAUAUGUGCUACAUGAAAAUAAAAUACAAUGUAAAUAAGACAAACAUAAAGGAAAGACAAAUGCUGAAUUAGCUAAACAGUUGAAAAAAUUGUAUCAAUCGCAAUAUAUUGUAUCGCAAUACUCGCUGUAUUGCAGAAUGUUAAAAAUCGCAAUAAUAUAUUGUGGCCCAAGUAUCGCGAUAUAAUCGUAUCGUGGGGCCACAAGAGAUUCCCACCCCUACUCUAAAUCGGCGUACACUCUUUCUCCACAAAGGCUUUUUGUUUUUAAGUUUUUUAAAUUGCUUGGUUUCACUUAACUUGUUGCACGUUUAACCUUAGCUUUGGUUUCUGGAUACUUUGGGACACUUGAUCACUUGGCAUACCCAGUGGUGUGUGAAUGGGGUUAGUUGAAAAAACAAACAGCCUUUAUAAAUAUCAACCUCUACCAUUAGUGUCUGAGUGAGUGUAACAUGUAUCUCAAAAGUUCUUUGCGCAAAAGAGCUAUCUAAACAUAGACGUUCUCAUAAUUUUGUUAUUUUUCAUCCAUGAUAAUAACCUUGCACCACAAUGCUUGGUCUGACCCCUUGUGUCCCAACUAAAUGUAGCCUACUGUUUGGCUGUUGGAUAAAUAAUAACUGCCUGUUAAAACUCUCCUCAAACAAUGAAAAGACUUUCUGUACCCUCGCAUGGGAAGUGCAGCCUGUAGGACACUGUCACAGUUAUACAGCCCUGGCCGGGACAUUUCCUAGUUCUCCCAGUUUGUCUCUCCAGGUUAGAUGAAGAUACAAAAAGAAAGGGUAGAGAAUAUUUCUCUCUACCAGUUUCAUCAGGUGCACCAGCUUUAAUGUAAUCUAAGUCUGUGCCUACAGUAACUGUAACUGUUUCCCUCUUAUACAGCAUUUGACAUAAAAUGGGCUGCUUCCCAAGGGAACCAGGUGUGUACGUGCCACAGUUUGUCAUUAAAUCUAUGUUCACCAAAGACUUCCUUGCUAUUCCCCCAUCUUUAGAUGUGUCCGUCAGCCUGCUGUCACUGCUUGUGACCACCUGUGGUCUGGCACUCUUCAGUGUCUCACUCUUUGUAUCAUGGAAAUUGUGCUGGGUACCACUGAGUGGCCGCUUCCUCCCAGAUGUCCACAAGGGGGCUCACUUCCUGGGGGGAGACCAACUGCCAGUCCUUAUAGAGGUGAGGAGGAAGAGCUUGUUGUUCAGAUAACUUACACAACAGAAAAACAUUGGCAAUUUAGAGUUGUAGGCCAACUUAUAUGAUAUGAUACGAUAUGAUAUGAGAUCAUAUAUUAUAUUAUAUUAUAUUAUAUUUUUUGUUUGGGAAAGUCACUGUUCUUUGGCCAGUGUUUCAGUGCUCUACAUGACAGAAUAUGCAUGCAGUGUGUGUGGUGCAUGCUUUAUAUCAGUUUAUGUGGGGAUUUUGAUUUAGAAUUGACGUUUGUUCACCUAACCAGAAGUGUUGUAUUGGUACACAUUUGCACUGAGGUUGAGGUGCUGUGCUGAAACAGUUUGGUACAAAUACCUGUGUCAUUACCCCUCUGGAAUAAAGGAGAAUAAACAAAUAAUUCCCACUUUACUGAGUAAAAAAGAUGCUGUCUAAAGAGUUAUUGUAUGGGCAGGACUAUUACUUGAUAUCAUUGUUAUUAUAUCUACACUUUUAGAGGGGGGAGAACUAGACAACAGUCCUUUUGAAGCCAUUAAAUGUUUCCUGCAAAUUCCAUGUCAUGAAAUUUAAAAGUGAUUGCAGCUUGUCCAAAACAAUUGUAACCAUUUUUUCUUUCUGUAGGGAUUUCCAUAAUUUGUGGAGUCAAAAUAGGAAAAAAAAUUGUCCACAAAUUUCAAUGAUUAUUGUUUCUCAAUGCUAAUGUCAGACGCGGUAGUUCUUCUGCCUUAGCGUCUUGACCUGCGAAACUCCGCUGCACUCAGUGAUCAACUCGUCAAGCUCUUCUCACUCCUUCCGUUUCUAUCAAAAAUACUGGAGCGCACAGUCUUUAACCAGCUCUCAGAACACUUACAGAACCAUGAUCUACUUUGUCUGCAGUGCAAAAUGAUUAUUAUGAUGAUUAUUACUUCAUGGUAAUGAUCUGCCGCACUCGGUGAUCGACCCAUCAGGGCUCCCCCACAAACAAGCGGCUGCUGGAGGAGAGUGGGUGAGUUGUGUUUAGUCUCUUUGCUAAAGAAAUCAGGCAAAGCUAAAAAGAUGUUUGAUGGCUAGUACUAUGGCUGGGACCCUAUAUGUACUGUUGAUGAAGUUAGGAGCUGUUCUGAGCAUUAUUUGUGGCUAUAGAGUGGCUUUUUGGUUGAGGUUUGCGCAUGGAGACAUAAACCGCUGUGUAUUGCUACUUACUUAAGUUGGUAUAACUAGAGAAGCAAGCUGUUGGCAACAUUCAUCUCUGGAGAGGGUGUCUAACUCAGUGUUACGGUGUGUUUGACCAUAACUUAAAUAAAUAUUCAGAUUCAGAUAAAACAAUAAUUCAGGUUGAAAGGAAAACUUUUCCUCACCAAGAAUGAAGUGGUCUUAUACAGUUAUUUAGUGACUGAUCCAUCACAAACUCUCUCAGCAGCUUUCAGAAAAACACUGCUGUCGAAUCGGAUUUAUUAAAGAAAAAAGUCGCUUUAAUAACAGGAAAAAAGUAUCUGGUGUGCAUGCUAUUCUGGUCACAGGGCAGCAAUACUGAUAAUGGCCUUCUGUAAACAAGUAAUAUCAUUAAAAAAUAAAGUAGCUCAUUUGUGUUUUCACUUUCUGCAGCAGUACCUCUAUUUCAGAAGAACUUCAUUAUCAUUUUAUUUGGAGUCCAAUGUGGAAUUGCUUUAGACUAAUUUGCAAAUAAUACCCAAUGUCCCCCUACUUCUCCUUUUAGUCUUAGGGGAUUUUUGUGUGCACACUGCACUCUUGUGCCCUCACAUGGACACUAAAGAGGCACACAUCUGUGCUGAUUGGGAACAUCAGCUUUAAGAAAACAUUGCAUAUUAAAAUGUAUUUAAAAUAAAUGUAUGUCUAAAUUCUUAUUUAUUGCAGGCACAACUCCAUCCGUCGCCAGAUGAAUUUGUCCAAUCCAGACUUCAACCCUGCUCAGUUCCAGCGGCAGGACUCUCUGUCUGGUUUGGGCCGAAUAAAACCUGAACUUUACAAACAGCGCUCUGUUGAUGCUGAAGAUGGUCGUCAUGCUGACAGCUGUGGGCGUUUGCACUUUGUUCUGAAGUUUGACUUUGACCUGGAGCAGCUGAUAGUUAAAAUCUAUAAGGCCCAGGAUCUCCCUGCCAAGGACUUCACAGGAACCUCAGAUCCUUAUGUUAAGAUCUAUCUGCUGCCUGACCGUAAAAACAAGCACCAGACCAAGGUGCAUCGCAAAACACUCAACCCAGUGUUUGAUGAAGUGUUCCUCUUUCCUGUAGCAUAUGCUGAGCUUUCAAGCCGCAAACUGCAUUUCAGCGUCUAUGACUUUGACAGAUUCUCUCGCCAUGAUUUGAUCGGCCAAGUGGUGGUGGACAACUUCCUGGACCUUGCAGACUUUCCCAGAGAAACAAAACUAUGUCGGGACAUACAGUAUGUAACCUCGGUGAGUACAUGAAUUUGACUUUUCCCUUUUUUUUAGUUCCUCUCCGCCUUCCCAUCCCAUUUAGCAUUUUCAAACUUUCCCAGUCCUUUGUAAAUUCCAGGUACUUUUGGGGGUACUUAAAAGUAGCUCCUUUUGAUAACUGACUUUUUAUGAAAGUUACUUUGUUCUUUUUUUUAAAAUCUGUACAAACAAUUAGAUGCACUAAAAAAAAAACUGUUGCAACUGAAAAAAAGACAUGCCAAGUAAAACUCAUUUGAGGUUUUCACAAGGCAGAGACACAGAAAUAUACUUAGACACAGUUAAUGUUUAAUGAAAGCAGCAGGAGACACUGGGGGGUAGUGACCCAGAUCUACACUGACAUUAGACUGGGAUUGGUUUGACAGAGAUACAGCGACACCAUCUGUAUCACAUUAUUCACUUGGAUGAAUCUGCUGUGUUGGUACAUUGAGUUACUUAGUCAGGAAGUUAGGUCACCCAGUUUGGGAAUUUAGAAGAAGACAACAGUCUGGUAGGGCUCAGUCUAAGGUAGAAAACAUUUUUUUCCAUAUAUAUAUAUUUUUUUUUCAACAGAGUCACAUGACAUUACGAACAUGAUCAUAUAUGGUUAGUCUACUGAGUAAAAGUUUUAAUAUCAUGGACUCAGUUUUAGGGUGUUAUAUGAAAGAUGUCACUUUUGAACACAAGCAGGCCAGAAACACAUUGAAAAAGAAGUUUAGGGCAGCGAAAAGGAGCAACAUCUAAAAGCUGAAAAAAAAAAUGCUUUUCAGCCAACAACUCUGCAUCAGAGUGGAAAGGCCUGCAGGACACCACCAAUUACAGGAGACCAUUCCCCCACCCUGUAGCUGACAAUGGGCUUUGACUGAAGGUUUUUAAAGCCAUUACCAGACCCGUUCACUAAACCAUUACAGUUCAACUUUACAUGCACUGCCUGCCACCCAGGUGUCCUCCUCCUGCCUGAGAGUCUGUGCUGACUAGCUGGCCCCCAUCUUCACUCAGAUCUUUCACAGAUCUCUGGAGCUAUUUGCAUUCCUCUUCUGCUUCAAACACUCCAUUAUAAUCCCAGUCCCCAAGAAAUCCUUCAUCACAGAGUUAAAUGACUAUAGGCCCAUCACCCUAAUGGGUUAAAGAGAUGGCAGCAAAAUCAAAGCAUUUUAGAUGGAGGCUGAAAUAAUGAUAUCUUAAUACACCAGAGUGAGAAACUCAAACCAUGUAAAGCUAUUAUAGAGGUAUCAGAAAGGAAGUAUAGAGUCUGGAAAAAAAGCACAAUACCCCCUCUCUAGGUUUGUGGACAACAGCACAGUCAUAGGUCAGUUGAGUCUGCAUACAGAUGGGAAGUGGAUCAGCUGGUCCUUAAGAACCACCUGGAGCUGAACCCACUCAAGACUCCAGAGGUGACACUGGACUUUAGGAGGAGCUCUUCCGCACCUGCCCCAGAAGAUGGUGUCAAUUGUGGACCACUGCAUUCCUGGGAUCCAGGACUUCUGUCCCUGAGCAGGCCAGCCCUGUCUUUUCCCUGCUGGUGAUUACUACCCCUGCGAAAGGCUUCUAGCUUGGAUCUUAGAACCCCUGGCACCAAGAUUGGGACUUCAGGCUUUGACCUUAGCUGUACCAAAGAAGCUUGUGUUUGCCUUGGGCCCGUAGGAUGCCUAGACAGGCCUUCAGCAGUCCCAAACUUAAAGGACUCUAUUUUCGUGCUUUGCCGGAGACGUGGCGCAGGCGCGGUAUAAGUCAGGUCCGCCGCGCCGACAAGGCGUUCUCAAGCGCAAUUUGGCUUAAUUGUAAAUAACUCAAAGUAAAAGUAAAUAACUCAUCUGAUCACUGAAACAAAUCAUCUGUUCAGCCGCCGCAGCUGCAGCUGCAGCAGGACGGGGAGAGGACACGGAGACAUGUCCAGGUCGAGCUGCACGAGAAAUAAGAGGAAGAAGAAGAAAGAAAAGGAGGGAGACGAAUUACAUAUCUUGUUAACUUCAUCAUGUGUGUUUAUUUACUAGAUAUUUAAUUUGAUUUAAUGGGGAUUCAGCUGUGUUGAUUCGGUCAGGUUGUGUGUCCAAACGCGUGCCACACGCGCUCACUAGAUCAGAUAUAGAUCAGAAUAUAUCUAUGUAGAUCUAAAUGUAUGUGCUGACUCAGAUUAUUAGUUGUUGUUGAUUAUUUAUUGCACGUAAAUAUGCCUGACACUGUGCAAACCUGCCGGUGAGGCAUCGGUGACUUAUGCCGAUAUGCCGCAGGUCUACCAAAAUACCACUAGACCAGCUGCAUUCCGCCUGCGCUGAAAGCUGACCAGGUUUGAAUUGGCGAGCUUUCAGCGCACUUUUUCAGUUUAAUCAGUGUCUGUAUCUAUCAGCCCCUGUUCCACUGUUUUUACUGUAUCAGAUCUUCUUUGCUUUGCUGUUGACUGGUCAGCUAUUCACCACAAAUCUAAAGUUUUAUGAACUCCAAACGACUUGAAAGUUACAUUGAAAAAUAAUCACUGUGUUGUUGACAAAGGUUUUUAGAAACUACUAUAUUCUGACUGAUAGUAAUCAAACAUUUAAAGAUUAAGACAGCCAGGUGAUGAGGUAGCUGAUUACCUGGCUGUGUGAAAUACUUGAUUCUGAUUGGUCAAUACCCCACAGUAAUGGUGCGUUUUUUUGCUAUCAGUUUUUCCAGGGACAACCUGAUCCAACAUGAUAAAUCAGAUGAAUCCAUUGAAAGUGGCCACACACCCUACUUAUAAUAAUGCUGAACUGAAACAAACUGGAGAGUUUAAGUACAACUACAGGAAAUCACAAACUAACAAAAACAGGCAGGCACUUAGAAAAACAAAGGGUCAAUACUAUUCUGAGAUGUUAUCACUCUCAUCCCACGCAUACACUUGUGCAGUACACCAACAUUUUCAGACUUGAGAGUGCCACUUAACACUCUCAUGAGCUCUCAAAUCAAGCCUGUGGUCAGUAUUAUGGUCACUUGUGCUCAGCCAAUGAAAUUAGAUCUGUUCUUUUAAGUGCUCCAAUAUAGCAGAGAGGGAGUGUGGGAAUCUACUCCAAUAGUAAUAUUAGCACUUUCCCUCCAUCAGAAGCAGCUCGGCUUUAUCUACAACCAUCUUUUGCAGUGUUCAACAAAAUUAAAGUCUAAACUGAUUAUUUUUACUAUAAAUAAUCAAAGAAGCCUAUUGUCUAUAUACAUGUACGUAUAUAUUUUUAAUUCUUAUGAGCAGUUGAAAGUGUUAGUUUUAGUGUUUUAAAAUAACAUGGGAUGCUUUCAGGGGUUAAACCCCUCCAAAAUUCAACAAUGUAAUCAGAAUGAUAGUCACCUGAAUUGUAUUUUUCAUCACCAAAAUAUAAACAAAACAAUGUUUGAAGACCAGCAGCUGCUUUACAAGAGUGUUAAUCAGAAAAUCAAGUCAGUGAGUGAACAAGAAGUUUUCUCAGUGUUGUGAAUGUUUCAGAGAGAUAUGGCAUGCAAGCUCUUUGAAAGUAGCCGGAAUGAUAUAAUGAUCAUGGACUGACUAAAAUCUAACUUCUGGUGCUGCUCCAGGCUGUGUGAUGAAAAUGAAGUAGGCCUACAUUCUCUGUGUUAUUUUAUUUAGAACCCUUGCUCCGUUGCUAACCCAGAGACUGGAUAGAGAAGAGACAUCGUCUGCUUCCUCGCUGGGUGAAGCCCCCACGAGAACAGCACCCUCUGGUGACAGGCUGCAUGAUAGGUCAUAAAUCCCGCCUGCCCCAGCAAACUUAAUGGAGCUGUGGACAAACUUAAGAAAUUUAUUAAACAGAAUAUAAAUUUUUAUCCCCCUUGGUUGCAAUGUUGACAUGUAGUUGAUAUAAGACUGGUUUGUGCUCAAGUCCUCUUUUUUCUGUGCAGCUCAAUUUUUGAAAGUUACAGUAUUAAGGGUCUCAUGUUUUCUAUGAUUGACACUUGAUACAGCCUAUGGUCGAAUGAAGAUUGCGUAGCUCACCCGUGGGAUACAUUGUUUGAGCCGAGCAUCAUCACAGCGACUAUUCCACUGAAUGCGUACAAUGCUACUGCGCAAUUAGUGGUUCCAGGAGGUGGAGAAACUCAGUGGAAAUACCAAGAGCAAUUUGGCUUUAAAUUCAUAUAAUGACAGAAGGCGGAACCAAGUCGUCCAUAAUAUAUACAGUCUAUGGGCUAACCCCAACUUAGUAAGGGCCUACAGUUUGGCUGUGAGAGUAAGUUAUUGUCAAGUAAAACUCUAUUUAGAUUAUGCGCUGGUUACUCGUACCCUCCCCAAGCAAGUAAAGCCAGUAUAAUACCAUCAUUGGUGACCAUCCCUGGUAGCCCUGCAACCAGCCUGGCAAGGGAAUCUCCCAUAUUAGCCACUCCAGGCCUGACUGGGUCUGUUAAAGAUGGAGGGAUGUUCACAUUUCCCACAAUGGAAAGCUUGUUGAUAUUAUAACCACAUUUUUUCAAAAGCCAUGAAUUUGGUUAUGGUACACCUUACCAUUGAUUGUUUUUAUGUUAUUUUGUUCUAAGUUAAUUACACUAUGUAAGCAAUAAAGAUUUUUCAAAAUAUUUCAUUUAUCAGGUUCUGGGAUGUAUGAUUUAAGUGUCCCCUUUACUUUUUGAGCAGUAUACUUCAGAUCACAACUCUCUGUGGACUGCUUCCCCAUAUCACACAGCUGGUGACCUCCUUAUUGUUUUGCCAUCGCCUCUCAAAAUGCACGAGCGUAUCCCUGCAUGAAAGGGCAGGCUAUAUGAAGGCACUGACUGGGAAAAGUAACUUCCGUCAGUGUAGGUGACACUUAAUGUAAAAGUACUUUGAAUGGUCCGACUAGACAAAGCACAAUGUAAACAUAGUCCAUUUUCCAUACUAUAUUUUUGUUUAAAUAUUUGACAGAUUGUAUUUGCAUUAUUGAUCUACCAUCCAUUAAAAUCUGUCAACUAACGUUUCCGACAGAGUCCCAACAAUUUGGGAAUUGGGGUUGUUUUUGGUCCUGGGUAUUUUUAUGGUUCAGUGCUUUGUAUUUGAGUGAAACUGUAGUUCUUCUUUUUCUUUAAUGGUGUCCUUGUAAAGAAUCGAGAACUUUACUCAUGUUAUAUUUUAUCUUACAGGAUAAUGUUGACCUUGGGGAGCUGAUGUUUUCAUUGUGCUAUUUACCAACGGCUGGCAGGCUCACCAUCACCAUGAUCAAAGCAAGAAAUCUCAAAGCCAUGGACAUCACUGGAGCUUCAGGUAUGUGCUGAAUGAUGAUUCAGUGUUUCCAUAGAGAGAAAUAUUCUUGUACACAUAAGUUACUCAAGAUCUUUAUUAAAGCUAGUCAAUAAAAUCUUUGUGUGAAAACUACAUGCUGGCUUUGGACCGGUGAAUUCACAAGAAUUUCUUUUCAAAGUUAUCGGGGAAAGCAAACUUUGUUUUUAUGAUAAAACGCUGAAGCUAAGACAGUCUAACAAUCAAGCACUCUAGUGCAUUACACACCUGACUCCCUUGUGCAUUUGCUUUAGAAACAGCUACACUGUCAAACUCAACAAUUGCAGAAGGGGGACAAAAUUACCAAUCAAAUGUUUGUCUUACCCUCCUCCGAUCUAAUACAUGUGAUAUGUUAUUCAUCAUUGAUUCAUGUCCAAUACUGUAAGCAAAUAACUAUUUUAGAUAAGUAAUGAAGUUAUGCUACAUUUGUUCACCCAAUAUCUCUCUUACAACCCCGAUUCUACAUAAUCAGGAUGUAUCAAACGUGAAUAAAAACAGAAUACAAUGAUUUGCAAAUCCUUUUUAAUGUAUAUUUCAACCUUAUACAUUACAUAGACAAGAUAUAUAGUGUUCAAAGGGAACAUCUUUAUUGUUGUUUUGCAAAUAUUCACUCAUUUUAACCCUUUGAUGCGCAACAUAUGCACACCCCCUCUAAUGCGCAACAUGGGUCUAAAAAGACCCGCAUUCAUUUCCAAUGGUAUUUCAUGCUGGCUGAGUUUUUCUUUGUUCUAUCUUUUGAAAUCAGUUUAUUUUCUGAUGGAAUAUUCCAAGUAUUCUUUAAAUAUCUUGUUUUUGUUCACUACUGAUCAUUAUUUCUUUUUUUCUUUUCAUACUUUAUGAAAUAAUAUAGUUUCUACAUUAUUACAUCAAGUUUACACACAUGGGUCAAAAAUGACCCAUUCAUCCAAGUGUGAUUUAAUAUUAAAUUACCUAACACUAUAAUAAUAAUUUGUUUCAAGUAAUGAAAUUAGCAGUGAGUGGGGCCAAACCAUAGACUGUAUAUACUAUGGACAACUUGGUUCUGCCUACCGCCUGUAUACGGAUUUGGAGCCAAAAAGCUCUCGAUAUUUCCAGGAUUUUUCUACAUUUCUGAAACCAGCACUGCGCAGUAGCGAUGCACGCAUUUGGCCGCGCAGUCGCCGAGAGUCGCUGUGAUGAUGCUCGGCUCAAACAGUGUAUCCCCCCGGGAGAGCUACGCAAUCCCUGGACGCCCACAGGCUGUAUCCAUAGACUGUAUAUACUAUGGACAACUUCGUUCCGCCUACCGCCUGUAUACGGAUUUGAAGCCAAAUAGCUCUUGAUAUUUCCAGGAUUUUUCUUCAUUUCCUGAAACCAGCGCUGUGCAGUAGCAAUGCGCACAUUCGGCCUCGCAGUUGAAGAGAGUUGCUGUGAUGACGCUCAGCUCAAACAGCGUAUCCCCCGGGAGAGCUACGCAAUCCCUGAACGCCCAUAGGCUGUAUCAGGUGUCAAUCAUAGCAAACAUGAACCCCCUAAUAACUUUUAAAAAUGGAGCUUCACAGAAAAAAAAGAGGACUUGAGCACAAACCAGUCUUACUGUAACUACAUGUCAACAUCGCAAGUAGGAGGGAGAAAAAUUUAUGUUCUGUGUAAUAAAUUUCUAAAGUUUGUCCACAGCCCCAUAAGCUUUGCUGGCGGAGGCGGGAUUUAUGACCUAUACUGCAGCCCAUCAACAGAGGGUGCUGUUCUUGGAGUGGCUUCAUCCAGCGAGGAGGCAGACUCUGUCCAUUCUAUAUACAGUCUAUAGCAGGUGUCAAUCAUAGAAAACAUGAACCCCUAAUAACUUUUAAAAACGGAGCUGUACAGAAAAAAGACGACUUGAGCACAAACCAGUCUUACAAUAACUACAUGUCAACAUCACAAGCAGGGUUUGUCCACAGUUCCACAGGCGGGAUUUAUGACCUAUACUGCAGCCUCUAAACAGGGGGUGUUGUUCUCGGAGUGGCUUCACCCAGCAAGGAGGCAGACUCUGUCCAUACUAUAUACAGUCUAUGGGCCAAACACUCAUGUAUUUUGUAUCAGCAACAUGUUUAUUUGUCAUUUUGUCACAUACACAUGCGUCUGAUUAUAGCUAGCUGAAAUAACGCUAGCUGUUUUACCUGUAACUUUGUAACUUUCCAACAUGUAAUGUCCUCACUCUCAAGGUAACCUAAACCUAAUCAAAUCAAAUCUAUGUACAAUUAUCUUUCAUAAUUGGCAAAGAUAGAGACAAAGAUAAUGUCAGAACAAUUGAAAAACCAUACUUACAUGUAUUAGACGGUCUUUUCAUGCUAAAUGCUACAGUCACUAUAUGUGGGUUGUUUCUGACCCAUGUAUGUAAACUUGAUGUAGAAAUACAAAAUCUGUGCUUCCUCAUAACAUAAGAAAGGAAAAAUAAAAAUGAUUAUUUGUGCUCAACUAAAACAAGAUCUUUAAUGCAUACUUGGAAUAGUAAAUGAUAAAAUUAAUUUAUUUCAAAGAUAUACCAUAGAAACACUCAGCCAUACAUGAAAUAACAUUGAAAAUGGAUACGGGUCAUUUUAGACCCAUGUUGUGCAUUAGAGGGGUAGUGAUACAAAAACGGUUUUUAUUCUAAAAGUAAAAAAAGAAAAAUUAACAUAAGGAUGUAGGGUCGUCAAAAACAAGUUAAUUGAGGAAUUCCUUGACUACCGACUGAUGGAAUUAAUUUAUUGAGAAGAUAUAUAAAAUUUAAACUCAGCCGGGUCUUUUUUGACCCAUGUUGCGCAUCAAAGGGUUAAAUUUGAUGCUGGCAGCACAUUCCAAAAAAAGUUGUGACAGGGGUAACAAAGGACUAAAAAUUGAGGAAUGUUUCAAAAACACCUUUUUGGAUCCUUCCACAGGUGAAAAUGUUAUUUGGGAACAGUUGGGGUCAUUAUUGGGUAUGAAAUAGGGCUGGGCGAUAAAACGAUAACAGCAUAUAUAUAUCGAUAUUAUUUCCCUCAAUAUCAAUAUAAAACAUGGUCAAUAUGCCUUUCGAUAGCUGGCAUUCUGCCAUGUUUUGGUAGACUGUACAAAUAGCAAAUGAAACAGGGAGUUGCUCCAGGUCAGCUUCACGCUGAACCAAUCAUGUGCUGAAUUAGCAGCAAGUAGCAAACAACUGUGUAGUAGCAGGCUGCAGCUACAUGCAACCAUAACACUUGCUGAUAAUGCAGAUAAAGGCUCAACAGAUGAUAACAUCGUUGACAACACUAGCACAAAAACGUCGGUGGUGUGGAGGUAUUUUGUUUUUUUGAGGUCGGACAUGAACCAGUCAUGUGCACUGGGAAUUAUGUCAAGCCUACAUAUUCUCGCAAAGUUGGGGAAUACCUCAAAUCUUUUUCACCACCUGAAGCAGUGCCAUGCGGCAGAGUACGUGCAGUGCAGAAGGUUACAAACCCCGAGCGGAGCAAGGAGUCCAUGGCGCCUGUGCAGCCAAAACAGCCGACCAUUCAGUCUGCUUUAUCUAGCGCAACGUCUUACGACAAAACGUUGAAGAGACACAAAGACCUCACAGAUGCAGUAGCUUAUUGUAUUGCAAAAGACAUGCCACCAAUAAGCACUCUUAAAUUUCAUUUUUCAAAAAAUAUGAAUGAUAACGCAAAGUCUUUUUUUCCACUCAUGGUCAGUGGUUGGGUGAAACCAUUUAUCGAUAAACAACUGUGUUUUCUAUUUUUAAAUCAUUAUGACAACUAAAGACACCCAAAUGACCCUGAUCAAAACUUUACAUACCCCAGUUCUUAAUACCGUGUAUUGCCCCGUCUAACAUCAAUGACAACUUGAAGUCUUUUGUGGUAGUUGUGGAUGAGGCUCUUCAUUUUCUCAGAUGGUAAAGCUACCCAUUCAAGCCUCCAGUUCCUGUAAAUUCCUGGGCUGUCCUGCAUGAACUGCGCACUUCAGAUCUCCCCAGGGUGACUCAAUGAUAUUGAGAUCAGGAGACCGAAAUGGCCACUCCAGAACCUUCACUCUGUUCUGCUUUAACCAAUGACAGGUCGACUUUGCAUUGUGUUUUGGAUCAUUGUCAUGUUGGAAUGUCAAAGUACGUCCCAAUGCGCAGCUUCCGGGCUGAUGAGUGCAAAUUUUCCUCCAGUAUUUGCAGUAAAGCACAGUCGUUUUACAAUAAAUGGUUUCACCCAACCACUGAGCAUGGGUGGAAAAAAAGAUUUUGUGUUACCAGUCAUAUUCUCUGAAAAAUGGUCAAAUAACCAUAGGUUCUGCCAAGGGUAUGUAAACUUAUGAGCACAACUGUAUAUCGAUAUCGGCUGAUAUGAAAAAAUAUACAGUACAGGCCAAAAGUUUGGACACACCUUCUCAUUCAAUGCAUUUUCUUUGUUUUCAUUACUAUUUAAAUUGUAGAUUCUCAAAACUAUGAAUGAACACAUGUGGAAUCAUGUGCUUAAGAAAAAAGUGUGAAAUAACUGAAAACAUGUUUUAUAUUUUAGAUUUCUCAAAGUAGUCACCCUUUGCUUUUUUGAUAGCUAUGCAAACUUUAGCUGUUCUCUCAAUGAGCUUCAUGAGGUAGUCACCUGAAAUGGUUUUUACUUCACAGGAGUGCCUGAAGUAACCCUGACAAGGUACUUCUGUCAUCAAGAGCAAAGGGUGGCUAUUUUAAAGAAACUAGAAUAUAAAACAUGUUUUCGGUUAUUUCACACUUUUUUUAUAAGUACAAAAUUCUACAUGUGUUCAUUCAUAGUUUUAAUGCCUUCAGUGAUAAUCUACAAUGUAAAUAGUCAUAUAAAAAAAUAAAGUAAAGACAUUGAAUGAGAAGGUGUGUCCAAACUUUUGGCCUGUACUGUAUAUCGUGAUCAACUUUUUCCCAUAUCGCCUGGCAUAGUAUAAAAGGAGCAUCCUUAAAAGGCUCAGUUGUUUACAAGUAAGGAUGGGAUGAGGUUCACUACUUCAUUAACAACUUCAUUAGCAAAUAGUCCAACAGUUUAAGAACAACUUCUCACAACAUAAAUUUGCAGGAAUUUGGUGCUUUAGUGAUUUUGACAUUCUUUUUGCUACAAUUUACCCUUCCCCAGAUCCAUAUGUUAAAGUGUCCCUAAUGUGUGAUGGUCGGAGGUUAAAAAAAAGGAAGACGUCAACCAAACGAAACACUCUGAACCCAGUGUACAAUGAGGCCAUUGUGUUUGAUGUACCUCCUGAGAACAUUGACCAGAUCAGCCUGCUCAUAGCUGUCAUGGACUAUGAUCGGUGAGUAAGCUACACUGAUUUAUUCAUCUCAUAGACAUAUACAGCAACAUUUUGAAUCUCCAUCAACCAGUCUUUCUAUCUGCAGGGUCGGGCAUAAUGAAGUAAUUGGAGUUUGCAAAGUGGGGAGUGAGGCUGAAACUCUAGGGAGGGAUCACUGGAAUGAGAUGCUGACAUACCCACGGAAACCCAUUGCACAUUGGCACCCUCUCAUAGAGGUAGGGGUCAACACAGCUCCAUCACAGUUCUGUAUAAAUCCUAGCUAGAAAUUCCAGGUCACACUCUUACUUUAAUAUUUGUACAGUAUUAAAAUGGCAGACCAACCAAUGGCCCCUUAUAAUUUUCUGUAAUCAGCAAAAUAAUCAUAACCACAAUAACAACCAAAUUACUUCUCAUGCUGAUUGAUGAAUAUAAAAAUCUUUAUUUACAAGCAUGAUCUGAGUAAGAUUCCUGGCCAGCUUCCUCCAAUCUCAUUAGCUGUUAUUAGCCUCAGUGGACUGAUGCUAUAACUUGUAUGUGUUUAAAAAAUGUAUAUUAUUAUGAAGUGUAAUCAAAGUAACACUGAAAUGUUGAUAAAAUACCAUGUUGUUUACUUGACCUUUACCAAGUCAGAGUGCUGCGUUUCCAUUGUCAGCCAUCAUUGGGCAUGUGCAAUCGAUGAAAUCUGGGCUCAGGUUAAGUCUCCCUACCAGUUGCCUGUCGCCCCAGUGACAUCAUUUGAAUGCUUUUCGCCGCGUACCCAAAGGGCUCUAUUUUCAUGCCUCGCCGGCGACGUGGCGCAUGCCUGGCAUAAGUCAGGUCCGCCACGCCCACAAGCGUUCCCAAGCACAAUUUGGUAUUUUGGUGAGCAGCGCAGCCCGGCGUAAGAAUUCCCCCCUCCCGAACUCAGCUCCUCCCAGUGGCGUAAGUCGUAGGGAGGGGGGAGAGAGGGCAUGGAGUGGGUUUAACACAGCCGAGACCUGUUUUCACCAAUCACAUAAGCAUGUCUCCUCGCCUUUAAAUCCGCCACUGGCGUAUUACUAUUUUCGUGAAGUAGUCAAAGAGAUCAAGAGAUGUCUGAAGACAGUAAUGCCACACGAUGGCGACAGAUGGCAGCUUCUCAACAAGUGUCGCUGUAAGCGCUGCAGAGGGCGUCUCAUACAAGCACAGAUGGAUUUGGUGUGUGUAAUGUUGGACCCACUUGUAAGACAAACACCCUUUUCCACAAAUAAAGACACUCACAUAAAGUUGCACAUAUUUAAACCUCACGUGACAAAGGUGGGUUGUGCGCAGAGAUCACAUCAUAAAUUCCAAAAAUGGCAUUAAAAUUGGAACCAUCUGUGCAUAAUUGACGCAUCACGCUCCGUGGCCUGGCUCUUUCUUUCAUAUAUGUUGGCAUAUAAAAUAAAUUUGACACACAAAACUGAAUAUUAUAAUAUUCGUAUGUAGGCUUUAAGUAAAUAACUCAUCUGAUCACUGAAACAAAUCAUCUGUUCAGCAGCUGCAGCAGGACAGGGAGAGGACAUUGAGACAUGUACAGGUCGAGCUGCGCGAGAAAUAAGAGGAAGAGGAAGAAAGAAAAGGAGGGAGAAGAAUUACAUAUCUUGUUAACUUUAAAACCGUCAUUUAAUAGAAAACGCUUUUGCCUCCUCCCCCCCGCGAUGACUUCAGCCAUUUGUGCGUAACGCUGAGCCAGUUUGCACAUGCCUUUCAAACGUGCUCAAUAUAGAUGCAGAACAGCAACCACCAGGUUGAUAAAUCACAUUGCGGUUGCUAAAUGAUUCUAUUUGCAUCUGCUCCUCCCAGAAUUUUGCAUGGUCUGAUGAUCUUUAGACAAUCUGCAUUUUCAUGAAGGCAAACAGGCUAAAUAAAAUGGAUUGCGCACACUGUUUUGCUCAUUUGACAGACAUAAUCCUCGGUGCACCCGGUUAGUAGAUCAGGUUUACUUGCGCUGUCAAGUUUGCACGUGUUUUUGCACACGCAAUCAUUUAGUAGAUCAGGCCCUAGGUUUUUAAACACAAUACAAAGUGCCAAAUCUACGCAUACAGACAUUUAAAAGCGAUGGUUCUCCAUACUGUCUUUCCUGAAAGAAUAUUAUUUUAUUCAGUAAUAAACUGUAUUUUCCGUCACAAAUUAUCGAAGCAGUCUUCGUAUUUUUGAACCUUCAACUCAGUGAAUUCUGGAGUUAGAGUUCUCCAACUUCAAGUUACUCACGUUUGUUCACUACAAAUGGCACCAAUUCAAACUUCUGCAGGACUACCACAGACCUCAUGAGAUGAUGUCAAAUACAUGGUGAUCCUUUGUUACAACCUACCCCACUACUGGGGUUGGUUGUGACACACAUGCUGGGGUAAGUUGUAACAAUUACGCAAAAAAAGCAAAAACAGAGGCCACAUCGUGUGAUGUGCUUCAAAAAGUAGUUUAUUGAAAUAGGAGAACAAUCCAGAACAACGUCCUUCUUUCUCUGUGUGACUGACCAUAACUCAAAUCCACUGUCUGUUUGACUCAGGAGUGUAUGUAAACUAGUCUAAAACAAACUUCUUUAUGCUUAAUAAACACUACAAUGUCGCUGUGUAAUUAACAUGUAGGUCUAACAAAAACAGUGUUUGUGUGUAUUUUCAAUUAGAGUCACAAUGGUGACAAAUGAAUGUUUGUAACCCUGGAGUGCAGGCUUGGUGGGCCCAGAGCAUAGACCGUAUAUAGAAUGGAUGUCAGAUGCUCUCUGUGAGAACAGCACCCCCAGUGACUGAUUGCAGUAUAGGUCUUAAACUUCAGACGCUCCAGUAAAAUAAUUAGAGCUGCAGACAAACUUUAGAAAUUAAUUAGACAGAAUAUGAAUUUUUCUCCCCCUGCUUGCGAUGUUGACAUGUAGUUAUUGUAGUGGUUUGUGCUCAAGUCCUUUUUUCUCUGUGCAGCUCCAUUUUUAAAAGUUAUUAGGGGUUCAUGUUUUCCAUGAUUGACACUUGUCAAAUGUGACUGCGCAAAUGCAGAUUUCAGGAAAUAGAGAAAAUCCUGUAAAUACUGAGAGCAAUUUGGCUUCAAAUUCAUACAAUUACGGGAGGCGGAGCCAUGUUUUCCAUACUAUAUACAGUCUAUGGCCCAGAGAGUGCACUUCAGGUACAAUUGUGACCUAUCAGAUGCUUUUUUAAAUACAUCUGGAGGCACACCUCUGUUAGACUUUCUUUUACACUUUCUAGGUAUUCUGCAAUAUUAUUAAAAUCAAGAAAGUGCUAGUAUUUGUAUGUAAGAGGAUCGUUGUAACACUUUUUAAGGGUGUGUUAUGACCCACCCUACCCCUGUCAGCCAAUAUUUAGCUAGCUGCGAGAAGCUACAAUUUGAUAUAGCCUUGGUCAAAAAAAUUACUUUCUCCCCUCAAAAUCAGUGUUCUCUAUAGAAUCUGCAUGCACCUGUUUCCAGCCUUGACAAUUACCAUGUGUGAUGAGGGAGGAAGUGGGCAAAUACUAGAAGUAUCAGAUGACUCCUAUCUUAUCUUUGAUUGGUGGAAUUGGUAGCAUAACAACUCCCCCCAUGUUACAACCACAUCCUCCCCUAUCUAAUUUCUAAUAGAUAUUGCCUCUGCAAAGGAGCAAGUUGAUUUGUAAGUAAGUUGAAGAUAAAGUGAAUUCAAACUGAAGACAUGCUUUCUGUGAGAUAGUGUUCAUGUCCCUAGACUCGCCUACACAAACACUGGAGGUGUUGCUCUUACAAGCUUUGUGCAAGCUGAAAAUAUAUAUAUAUUUAUUUCAAAUGAGAGGAUGCGGAGCACAAAAGCUGCCAGUACUUUUUGCUGCUCUGCAACAAUGCACUAAGAGCUGGUGCCAGAUCUGCCCUUGGGAGGCUCUUGGCAGGGGUUUCAGUAGUAGUUGGGUAAGAGGUAACCAGUUUCUGUGGUUCACACACUGAUAGUAUCAACUUUGGCAGGGAGAGACACAGUCAGGUUGGAAAGCAACAAGAUUUUGGUAUUCAGAGGGCUUUUAUCUAUCUUUAUUAAGAAACAUUUUUAUUUCAUAGCAAACCCUUUUUAUACUGUUACUCAAACAUCUGUCUUUUGAAUCAAAUAGCUUUUGAUAAUAAAACUAUAAUGUAAUUUGACCACGUCUGCUAAAAUGGAUCUAUGAGCCUUGAUUGAUGAUUUCAUUAUGUGAAUACAAAGAGUUGGUUUGGGUAUUAACACCACUGAAAAAGACAAACCUGAGGUUUUCCACUUUUGAAUUAAGGUUAGUAAAUGAUCAGCUUGACUCGGGGAAGAUGAUGUUUUCUCCUCAGGCACACAAGUACUGAUACAGCUACUGUGAUGCUAUCAAAAUAAAAGUAUCAAACUCAUAAACCUUGUUCCAACUUGUUAUACAUUGAAAAUUUAGCCGUGGAAUAUAGGUGCACACAAAUAGUUAUGUUUGUGGUACACAUUAAGAGCAAAGGGACAGCCUACAGCCAAAACUACUGGAGACAAAGUAUACACCAAAACUCUGGACUCAAAACAACACAGGCUGUAAUGGUGAAGUAGCACAUGAUCUGUCGGGUGUAAGGUAGAAGAUGAUAAAACUUCUUACAUAGAACUAGACAAAACAACACCACCGGCCUGCAGACUCCCAGACAAUGACAUUUAAUAGUGAAACCAAACAAGUGGUCUUAUUGAGCUCAAGGGGCAGGACUAAUGACUGUAAUGUUUUGUGUCUCACACAUGACACUGGACAACAAAUAUCAGUUGAAACAACCCUGCAAAAAUUCAAAACUAAGACCCUGUUUUAUGUCUUUUUCUAGAAAGAAAUAUCUACUUUAUCCAGGGUUUAUUUUUACCCAUUACAGCAUUGAAGUUUUAAUUUUUAUUUAAUCAAAAAAUACAUUUUUCUGGACUUGUUAAUAUAGCUAUACUGAGUUUAUUGAGAUUUACUUGCAGGGGAUAAGACAAAAGACAAUGCUUUUUUGUUGUUGUUCCUUUUAAAUCAGUGACCAGAAAUAAAUGUUAUUCAUCAUCAUCAGGUCUGUUCAGCAGACAACCUGUUGUUAAGCUUUGCAGCCAGCAUAACAGUAUCUGCACCCCCAAAUAUGUUUUCCUUAUAAUCUUGACAAAAGCAGAACCAGUACACUUUUAACUCGAGAGUGAUACCCUUGCACCAAAAGUCCCACUUCUCUCAGUCCAUUUUACCAUGUACUGUUUGCAUCUAGUUUAAAGCAAAUGAAGCACUAGCUGUCACACUGUUUCAACCAGCAUUUGCAAUGGGUCAGUGAGUCUGGUAUAGCCAACAGUGGUGAAGCUAGAAGAGCUCUGGGGCGAUCUGUGUAAAUUCAGAACACACAAAGAGGCUCUUUCAGCAACACAUCACUAACUGUGCAUGAUCUCAGAUCAUUAGAAGCAGCACUGGACAAAAGCAGCAAGGCUUGAGAUAGCAACUAAUGGCUUAUUUUUAUUUUCAUUCACUCAUGAGUCAUGUUCUGCAAAGCAAGAUUAAUGGGCUUCCGAGGUAGUUUAAGUCUUAAGGCAGAGUGUUUUUGCUCUUUAUUAUAUAAUUUUUUUGCUCAGUUUCAUUUCAAAGGCAAUUCUCUAGGCUACUAAAUUGAUCUAGACCAAAAAAUUUUUAGAGUUUUGGCAAAACAUGGACGUUAAACACUUUCCAUCCACCAUAUCAUUGUACCUGGAACUGUAUCAUGCCCUAUCUAGUGGUAAAUGGGACACAACAUGGAAAGAUCCAUUUCUCUCAAGUCCCAAGCAGCCACAAAGACUUAACAGACUUCAUGAAUUGAACGGAACUGGCUUCAGGUUGAAUUAAGGCCAAAGUGAGGAAAAAAACAAACAGUUUGAGAGGUGAAGUAACUAACCCAAGAAAUAAAAAAAAUAAAAAAGAAGAAUUACUUACCCCUCUUACUAACAAAAGUAGAAAAAAAGAUUAGAUGAUAGAAUCCCAGUGCUCAAUAAAUUGUUAGCAUUCCUAAUGUACAGUGUAUAUGGAUGAAACUAAAAAGUAAAAAUCAACUUUAUGACUGACGAAAUAAUAGUCAAGAUACCUUUUGAUCAAACAUCUUUUUAGCUUUGCCUGGUUUCUUUAGCAAAGAGACUAAACACAACUCACCCAUUUUCCUUCAGCAGCUGCUCAUUUGUGUGGGAGCCCCGACGAGCCAAUCACCGAGUGCAAAGAAAAAAAUUUAUGAUUAUUACUUGCAGUCAGACCGAGACGCUAACUACUGCGUCUGCAGGGCACAUACAACAUACACAAAAACUCUUAUUGCACACCAGGCAAAGCUAAAAAGAUGUUUGAUGGCUGGAACUAUUGCUGGGACCCUAUAUGGACUGUUGAUGAAGGUAAGUGUUGUUCUGAGAAUUAUUUGUGGCUAUAGAGUAGCUUUUUGGUUGAGGUUUGCACAUGGCGACGUAGACUGCUGUGUAUUGCUAUCGUGCGGUCAUUACUUAAGUUGGUAUAACUAGAGAAGCAAGCAGUCGGCAACAUUCAUCUCUCAAGGGGUUGUCUAACUCAGGGUUACAGUGUGUUUGACCCUGACUUAAAUUUAUGCCGGAAUAUCCAUUUAACUCUGUUACCUGUAGUCCUGGUAUUGAAACUGCCCACCACUGCUGCAUCAUGACAAGUGUUAAGUGAAGAGACCUGCCCACCCAGAGUUUUAUAAAUCCUUUUCUAAUGUACAAAACAUUGAUUUUUUUUUUAAUUUCCAGUUAAGUUCCACUUGUGUUUAUUACAAACCUUUUUAUCUUAUCUGAUUAUCUCCCUAUCCCUGUUUUCCCCUCGUGUGUGUGUGUGUGUGUGCGUGUGUGCGUGGGUGCGUGCGUGCGUGCGUGCGUGCGUGCGUGUGUGUGUGUGUGUGUUCCAGUGGGUUGGACAAGGAGCUGUUGGGAUUGGCAGCCAAGGAGGAUCCACUAAUUCCCUCAAGACACCACCUUCACCCUGACUGCACAUGGACACAACAACAACCAAACACUCCUCUAUACUCCCAUAAAAUCUGAGACAAACACACACACACACAGUCUCAGAUGUGAGAAUGAUUGUUAGUGGACCUUCACAAAGUUUUUCUAACAUACUAAGCCUGCAAGAUGUAACUAACAAGUGACAGUUGUAGCGAGAUCAGCUCAAAGCCAUUACUCAGCCAUAUGGUCAGACUGAUCGAGGCUUUGGUGUCUUAAACAGUGGCAAAGGCUUACAUAUAUGUGUUUCUUCUUGUAUUUUCACAACUCAAAGCCACUUAAUUACCUUUCGAGCAAACUUUUACAAUGCUUUCUUUUUUAAUUUUGAGUUAUGACAGUAUCAGUAGCUUAGAUUCAUUUGGAAGGUCUGUUUUUUAUUAACUUAGCUUAAAGAUCUGUAUCAUUUUUCAAGAUCAACUCAUAAUCCAGUUGAGUGGUGAGUUCUGAUAGAUGACAGAAGAUUUUGAGAGGAACAAAUAAUUGAUUCCUGUUCAGAUCAGCACAGCAGGCUCAUGCUCUAUUCAUCUCUUUUUUUCUGUGGUGAGAGCAGACAAAGACUAUUUUAUUUCAUUAACCGUAGUUGAAAUAUUGGAAUAGUUUGUUCUCAUGAUGUAUAAGCAACUGAAAGAGGUAACGUACUGUUUCCUUUGUUACUGCAAGGUAACUAUAUUUUGUUAACAGCCUGUGGUCAAAGUAAAAAAAAUGUAAGUCAUGGUAGCAUCGGUGAUAGUGACAGGUUAGUCUACAGAAUGAUAGUUUUUUUAUUCAAUAUAGAUUUGAUUAUGAUUCCUAAUCAUUCUCAGUGAUACACUUGUUCUUCUAAGUCUAAGAAAUACAUGUCAACUGGGCGAGACAACAUGAACAAACAAUUCAGGGGCAACGGUCUGAAGGGCCAAAAAUAGAAUGAAAAAUCUAACGUGAAAAGGGCAAAGUAGAGAUAACCAGAUGAACUUCAAAGUUCAUCAUUCUUGAGACCUGGAAAGGAAGGAUAAACCAGGACAUUGGUGCCAAAUGUUCUCAUCUACAUAUACCGUAUAUGGCAUGGCUGCAUAGAUCCGGACUUGCCAACCAACGAAGACAACUGUUUAGAGGUUGGUUUUUGCACCUGCAAGGGCUUGGGACGAGUUAAAAUAAGAUAGGAUAAGAUCAGAAGAACGUUAAUAAUCGUUAUUUAACGGUAAAGGGAAAUUCAAUUGUUUCUAGUCCCAUGUCUCAUGCAUCGACUGUUUAUAAAAUGGACACCAUCUGCCUCCUCAAGGGGUGAAGCCACCACAAGAACAGCCCCCUCUGGUGACGGGCUGCAGUAUAGGUCAUAAAUCCCGCCUCCUCAAGCGAUCCCUAUGGAGCUGUGGACAAACUUUAGAAAUUAAUUACUCAGAAUAUAAAUGCUUCUCCCCCCUGGUUGUGAUGUUGACAUGUUGGUACUGUAGGACUGGUUUGUGUUCAAGUCCACUUAUUUCUGCAAAGCUCUAUUUUUAAAAGUUAUUAGGGGUUCAUGUUUUCUAUGAUUGACACUUGAUACAGCCUAUGGGUGUAUAAAGAUUGCGUAGCUCACCCAUGGGAUACAUUGUUUGAGCCGAGCAUCAUCACAGCAACUAUUCCGCUGAAUGAGUACUAUGCUACUGCAAAUUUGGUGGUUCCAGGAAGUGGAGAAAAUCCUUGAAAUACUGAGAGCAAUUUGGCUUCAAAUUCGUAUAAUAACGGAAGGCGGAACCACGUUGUCCAUAGUAAAUACAGUCUAUGAUUUCAUGCCUUCUACUAUUUACAGAAGAAUUGUCUGAUAGCUGUGAGUACAAAAGAUCUUCGAAAUCUUUCUGUCCUACAGUAAAGUGGGAGGAGCCAUCCACCACCAUUGGCCCUUUGGUCAAUCAAGGUGUUGUGAAGUUAUAGCUGGGCACUAAUCAUGGCUAACCACCUUAAGGUCUGGCUUGUCAUCUGCAAGGGCUCCCAAUUGUUGAUCAGAGUCCAGGUGGGUUUUCACCAGAAACUAUCGAAUUAAGGGAAGUAACAGGUUUUGGCUAAGCAGAAGUAAAGGAAGCCAGUGGCAGGUCAAAAUGCUGAUGAAGGUGCAUGAUGAAAAGGUAUCAUGCUAAAUGUUGUCUGAACGGAGCCAAGCAGACAGGAUGUUGCUGUACGUAGAAGAGCAAAGAACAUAUGUUUGCGAAUAGUGCACAAACAAAUGGAGGCAAUCUGAAGUGGUGGAAAAAGUCUCAGUAGUAGUACACUUCAGCCUAGAUGGGCAGAGUGAAACAAUAUUAGCUGAGUUAGGUGUUACACUCAGCCCUGUUUGCAGAAACAACUGCAGCUUAACUUGUGGACCGGUUUCUCUUGCAGCUUAUCAUUAAGAGUGCUAAGUUGGCCAGCAUCCAUUUGGUUAAUAUACUAACAUGUCAAAUGUAAUCUUUCCUUUCUUACUUAAAAAUACUCAUAUAUCCUUUCAAUGAAUCUAACACUGUAUCCCCAUCACUGUAGUCUCCAGGGUUUAGUAAGUGAUUGCAGGAUGGGAGGAACUGAUAAAACCAAAAGAGCAGGAGAAAAGUAGCUACGGCAGAUGGAAUUAAGUAUUAAGAAAGUCUAGUGAUCCAGAAAGUAUUGAAAUGUGGAUCUCAGUAAAAGUACUGUUACUUAUAUUUUAAUCAUGAAAAGCUAAGUGCUUUCUCCCUCCCUCCCUCCUUCACUGGCCUCAUAAUUCCAAAAUGACUGCAGGUUCAGGUCUACAGAGACUGUGUUUUUAGUCUAAACUUUUUUAAUAAAACCUUGUCGGUAAAUAUUAGUGCCUUGGUUGCUUGGUUUACCUCAAAAUAUUGGAAAAUUAUAAAGAUGGCCACUGGGAAUCAAGUUUGUCUUUAGGAUGUAGUCUUUUAAUUAUUAUUAUUUAAUUUUUUUGCUGUGAAACGAGUAAAAUGGUUGUUUAUAAAUCUAAAAUGUACUUACAUCUGCCCAGUACACUUCAAUGUUUUCCCUUUCAUUUACACUAUGUCCAAGGGUUGUUAAACAAUGUAGUGCAUAUUGACUUAUAGAUUAACAGCAGUAUUGUUUAUGUCUUUGUAUUGGAAACUUUCACAAAUAAUGAGUAAUAAGUAAUUUUCCUUCUAGGUUUGUAGAUACAGUGCAUGCAUAAUUUUUGAGACGUUUUAAAUCCUCUGUUGUGAGCUACUAAUCAAAUAUAAACACAAGAUGUAUUAUGGACCAAGCAAGACUGUGUCAGUUGUCUAUUCUGUUUCCAAUAAAUUUCUAUAAAGACAUUAA
This is a messenger RNA of Xyrichtys novacula (pearly razorfish), 35278 nucleotides long. The record is from the annotation of a GenBank genome assembly. Lineage: Eukaryota; Metazoa; Chordata; Actinopteri; Labriformes; Labridae.